AUGAAAACGAAACAAGCCCAUUGUUCCUCAAAAGCAUUACAAAGCCCAAAGGCCCGUAAUUGUGGAGUAAUAGAUGGUAAACUACGAAGUUUUAAUGAUUCGUGGAAAACAAACGAUUGCCAACAAUGCUCAUGUCAAAGAAGUGGAAUUAGUUGUUGCUCGUCGCUUGUAACACCCGUUGGAUAUGAUAAAAGUUGUCAAGCAGUUUUAAAUAAGCGUCUAUGCCAAUACGAUGUAGUGAAAAAAACCAAUCCAAGUAUUAAAUGUCGAGUUACUUCUGCAGUAGGAAGAUAA
Rotaria socialis is the source of this 294-nucleotide messenger RNA. Lineage: Eukaryota; Metazoa; Rotifera; Eurotatoria; Philodinida; Philodinidae. The record is from the annotation of a GenBank genome assembly.